Polistes dominula (European paper wasp) is the source of this 707-nucleotide messenger RNA. It is a transcript of the gene mRpL13, whose product is annotated as mitochondrial ribosomal protein L13. Gene Ontology annotation, biological process: negative regulation of translation; translation. Gene Ontology annotation, molecular function: mRNA binding; structural constituent of ribosome. Gene Ontology annotation, cellular component: mitochondrial large ribosomal subunit; ribosome. NCBI's taxonomy places the organism in Eukaryota, Metazoa, Arthropoda, Insecta, Hymenoptera, Vespidae. The record is from RefSeq and is a predicted model, not a curated record.
CUAAAAAAAACUAUGUAAAUGAUAUUCAAUUUAAAGUGAAAUUGAAUUAUUCAAUUAUUAUAUACAUUAUUAUCAAAAGUUAUUUCAAUUGCCAUGUCAAUUUUACGAAGAGCACAGCAAUGGAGCACUUUUACAACUACUUGGCAUAUAUAUGACGCAAAAUGGCAAGAUCCUUAUAAAAGUGCUGAAUUAAUUAAACAUUAUUUACUGGGUAUGCACAAACCAAUAUAUCAUCCAUUGAAUUAUUGCGGUGAUCAUGUGGUUGUAAUAAAUAGUAAAGAUAUAGCAUUAAGAGGAGACGAAUGGAGAAAACGUGUUUAUUUUCAUCAUAAUACAUACAGUGGUGGUGCUUCUUGGACUCUUGCAUGGGAACUUCAUAAUUUAAAUCCAACUUUGAUAGUGUCCAAAGCGGUUUAUCGUGCAAUGACAGGAAAUUUACAAAGACGAUACACAAUGCAAAGAUUGCAUAUUUAUCCAGAUGAAAAUGUUCCAGAAAAAAUACUACAAAAUGUUUCUAAUCAAAUCAAACAAUUAAGAUCAGUUCCAAUUAGAUUAGAUCAUAUUCCUAAAGAAGAAGUUGAACAAUUUCCCAAAUUGUUAUCUUAUCCCGAAGAUUUCGUGCUUAAGUGAUUUAUUCAUUGUAAAUAAAAUAAUGAUUACAAUUUAAUAUUAUUGUAUGAAUAUUUAAAUAUAAAUAGUAAAAGUCA